Darwinula stevensoni is the source of this 3973-nucleotide messenger RNA. NCBI's taxonomy places the organism in Eukaryota, Metazoa, Arthropoda, Ostracoda, Podocopida, Darwinulidae. The record is from the annotation of a GenBank genome assembly.
AAAUGUAUAGAAAAAUGCUGGGCUGUGCAAGAAGAAUCUGUGUUUUGACUUUCCUGGCUUUAUGUGUGGGACUGAGUACUGCUGUGGAGAGGCAUAAGUUCAAGACUUGCCAACAGUCUGCAUUCUGCAGGCGAAACCGUGAGCUGUCACCUGGAGAGUCUGCCUAUCAUACUUUGCUGGAGACUCUGAGGGUUGAUGAUCCAGGUUUCCUCGUGGAACUGCUGAACACAAAAACAGGAAGAGUUUUCCAGCUUGAAGUAAAUGCCUUAAAGGAUAAUUCUCUCCGCAUGAAAAUCACUGAGAAGGCUCCUCUUCAACCCCGAUUUGAAGUUGAUCUCUUCCCAGUUCUCAAUGGAACUCCUGCACAGAGCAGCCUGCAACUACUGCAGAAGAAUGCAGAUGUUGUGAAGUUUACCCUGAAGGAGUAUCCAGAAAGUGAGGUUCAUUUAUAUGUGAAGCCUUUCAAGAUUGAGUUGCUGGCAGGUGGUGAGCCUGUCAUCAUAGCAAAUGCUAGAGGUCUCUUCAAUUUUGAGCACACAAGGGAACAUCCCAAGUCAUCCUCUGAAUCUGGCACGAAAAGCCAAGGUUGGGUGCAUUCUGUAUGGGAGAAGAUGGGGAAUUGGGUUGGGACUGGGAGAAAGUCAGGGAGUGAAGAUGAAGUACAGAACCCAUCUGAGACAGAAGGAGAUGGAGAAAAGAAAGAAAAUGAACAUGAAGAAGUCCUAGAUGGAGAAAGUGACAAGAAAAUUGAAGUGGAAGGUGAAGGAGAGAAAAUGAAAGGGGAAGAAGAAGAAGAAGAAAGAGAAGGCAUGUGGGAAGAAAGUUUUGGGGGUCAUAAGGAUUCCAAGCCAAAUGGCCCCACUGCAGUUGCCAUGGACUUCCUUUUCCCCAAAGCUCAAGAGGUCUAUGGAUUACCUGAACAUGGAGAUCAUUUACCCUUGAGGAAUACCAGGAAAGAGGAUCCAUACCGUCUCUACAACUUGGAUGUCUUUGAAUAUGAAGUUUGGAAUCAGAUGGCUUUGUAUGGCUCAAUUCCCUUCAUGCUUGCUCAUGGAGAUGCAAGAACUGUGGGUAUUCUGUGGCUGAAUGCAGCAGAGACUUGGAUCGAUGUAGAAAAGCAAUCAGGAUCAAUCCUCAAUUUUGUUUCUGGUGGAUCAACUGAUGGUGUGAAUACACAUUGGAUCUCUGAGAGUGGAAUCAUUGAUGUCUUCUUUUACCUUGGACCCAGGCCUAAAGACAUCAUGCGUCAAAAUGCUCUCGUCACUGGAUCAACUCCUCUGCCUCAGUACUUUGCUGUGGGAUUUCAUCAUUCUCGGUGGAACUACAAGGAUGAAGAGGAUGUCAGAACAGUGGAUGCCAACUUUGACAUCCAUCACAUCCCCUAUGAUGUAUUGUGGCUUGACAUCGAACACACUGACAGCAAAAAGUACUUCACAUGGGACUCACACAAGUUUCCAAAUUCUAUAGAAAUGAUAAAUUCUCUGGCAUCCAGAGGUCGGAAAAUGGUUACCAUCGUAGAUCCACACAUAAAGAAAGAUGGUGGAUACUUCCUGCACCAAGAAGCAUCAAGUCGUGGUUAUUAUGUCAAGAACUCCAAGGGAGAUGACUAUGAUGGUUGGUGCUGGCCUGGAUCAUCAGCAUACUUGGACUUCCUGAGUGAAGAAGUUCAGGAUUACUGGGCAUCCCUUUACUCUCUUGACAAAUACCAGGGAUCAACUCUUGAUCUCUAUACCUGGAAUGAUAUGAAUGAACCAUCUGUGUUCAAUGGACCUGAAGUCACUAUGCCAAAAGAUUUGAAGCAUGUUGGUGGCUGGGAGCAUCGUGAUGUUCACAAUCUCUAUGGGUUCCUCAAUCACAUGAGUACACACAAAGGGCACUUGCUUCGCUCCAAUGGGCAGCUGCGUCCCUUCAUCCUCACUCGGGCAGCCUUUGUUGGCUCCCAACGAUAUGCAGCCAUUUGGACUGGUGACAACAUGGCUAAAUGGGAACAUCUCAAGGCAACAAUCCCGAUGUGCAUAUCACUGUCUCUGGCUGGGAUGUCAUUUUGUGGUGCAGAUGUGGGAGGCUUUUUCCAGGAUCCUUCAGAGGAGCUACUCAUUCGAUGGUAUCAGGCAGCAGUGUUCCAACCAUUCCUGAGAGUUCAUUCACACAUAGAUACAAAGCGACGUGAGCCAUGGCUUUUCUCUGAGAAUGCCCUGAGAAUCUUCCGAGAUACCAUUAGAAAACGAUAUUCCUACCUCCCGCUCUGGUAUACUCUUUUUUACGAGAAUGAGAUCAAAGGGAUGCCUCCAAUGCGACCACUUUGGAUGGAAUAUCCUACAGAUAGAAACACAUUCACAAUGGAGGAUCAGCAUCUACUGGGUGAUGCCUUGCUGGUUCAUCCAGUGACUGAUGAAGGAGCCAAAAGUGUUACUGUAUAUUUCCCUGGUCAAGGCCAGUUAUGGUAUGACACUGACACCUUUGAACUCUUCAGUGGAGCCCAGUCCAUUGAUGUGCCUGUGAAUCUUGAUAAGGUGCCUGUAUACCAGAGGGGAGGGACAGUGAUAUCUAAGAAGGAACGCAUGCGGAGAUCCUCUGCCCUGACCCAUCAUGACCCAUACACACUAGUUGUUGCACUUGAUGCAAUGGGUGGUGCUCAGGGGACACUGUAUAUUGAUGAUGGGGUAUCCUUUGAGUACAGAAAGAACCAUCACCUUUACAUUGAGUUCGUUUUUGAGAAUGAUCAUCUCAUCAGCAGGAAAAUCCAUGAGGAAGCAUAUUACAACACCAAGUCCUGGUUGGAGAAGGUCCUUGUGGUGGGUUACAAGAGAAGACCAACUGAAAUCUUCAUCUCAUCUCAUGAUCAUGGAAUUCAGCCACUUCACUUCAAGUAUGAUGAAGAACAAAAGUUGUUGACAAUCAGGAAACCAGAUGUCAACAUGGCCACAGACUUCAGAAUAGAAAUUAAAUGAAGGAAACCAUGUAGGGAGUAUCAAUGCUGUGGCAUGUGCCAUUGUGAUCCAUUCAUGUGAUACCUCUACUGGAGUGAUCUUGGUGUCUCUUCAUCCUUUCUCAUCUAUACAAUCAGGGCGUUUUUUUUUAAAUCUGCACAUGGCUCAUAUGGAAAGUCAUUCCACAUGUUUGUCGGAUUUGUGUUUACCCUCGAUUGGAUUUUUUGUUUUUGUGUCCAUUGCACUGCAAGCAUACCUUUGGUGAUGUGAGAAUAUAACCUCCUCCUCUUUCUGUGGAGAUGUUGGCUAGCAACAGUAUGGACACAUCUGUGACAAAAUCACAUGAAUUGUGUGUCCCUUAUUGAGUAGAAUAAAUUUUUUAAACAGUUGAAAUCCUGAAAAUAGGGAUUGGGGAUAGGGAAUUGAAACUCCAAUACAACCUACAAGCAAUGAAAUAGCAUUCCAGUAUUUGCCCUUUUUUUCUCCAAUAAAUUGGGAAAUUAUCUGGCAAUGUUUGGAUGUUAUGAGAAACAUGUGACAGCUUUGCUAGUGCAAUUAAUUUGUUUUCUUUUCAGAUUCUGUGAGAGAAAUACAGUCAAGUAUAUUAAUUAGAUUAGUCACACGUUGAAUCCUAUUCUUGUCUUUCCUUGCAAGUCACUUUCCUAAAGGUUUCUAUUUCUCGUGCUUUUUAUCAUAUGGCCAUUUUGCUUAUUCACAGGUUCAGGUUGAUGAAUGGAGUGUAAAGUAGAAGCAGAUAUCUGAUCUUGUUCUCCAACAAUGUAAAAAAUCCAAGUUCCUAUAAUUCACUACAGUACAGUGAAUGGAAAUCAUGUACAGCAUUUGGUAUAAGAAUGUGACAAGGUGAUAUUUGAAUUCCAUUUUUAUAUUUUUCACCGGUAACACGAGGAUUCAUUGCCUGAUCUUGUGGAUCUGUAGUCUACACAAAAUGUACUCUCAUCACAUGCAAUGCGGUGGAGGUUCUGUUGUGAUGUUCAUUGUGUAUCUGUCUUGGGUAGUAAUGAAACAAUUUUUGAGCACAUGAA